This is a messenger RNA of Austrofundulus limnaeus, 1034 nucleotides long. It is a transcript of the gene lrrc23, whose product is annotated as leucine rich repeat containing 23. The record is from RefSeq and is a predicted model, not a curated record. Lineage: Eukaryota; Metazoa; Chordata; Actinopteri; Cyprinodontiformes; Rivulidae. Gene Ontology annotation, molecular function: protein binding.
AUAGCUCUCCAUCUGACCAAAGAAACCAUCUGUGAGGGGCUAUCGUUAUUGUGCCGGACAGGAAACAGAUUAGGACAUGCUUUUAUCAGACUGGACCUCAAUAACAAAGGACUGGACAACAUAGUUGCAAUCAGCAGCUAUGUUCACAUACGCUUCCUGGACUUAUCCCACAACUACAUUACUGAUCUGUCACCUCUGGCAACAUUGAAUCACUUGCUUUGGUUAAAGGUUGACAAUAAUGCUGUGGCAUCCUUUAAAGGACAACCCUUUUCUGAGCUUCCCUACCUGCAGUGGCUGAGUAUUGCAACAAACAGGCUAACGGACCUCGAUGGUCUGUCUGGGCCUGCCUUGGAGAGCCUCAUUCUUACAGGAAACACAAUUCAGCAACUGAGCGGUUUUCAAAAGAGCCAUUUUGCUAAUCUGGUGACACUGGAGCUAAGGGAAGCCCACUUGGACACCACCAAUGGCAUUAACCUUCCAAAUUUGAGAAAAUUAUAUCUGGCCAAAAAUGUUAUCAACCGUCUUGAGGGUCUGGAGAAGUUAGAGCGUCUCACCAUUCUCCAUCUUCGAGACAACCAGCUUGAAUCUCUGGAUGGUCUCAGUCCCAACAUGAAGUGUCUUCAGUACCUCAAUGUCAGAGGUAAUUUAAUCAAAGAUGGAAAGGCGUUACAAAGCCUUGGCCAUGUGUCACAGACCCUGCGAGGUUUGGUCCUUUCUGAGAACUUACUGGUGGCAAUAUCAGACUAUCGCCUGAGUGUGCUAAUGAUAUUGCCGCAGCUGGAGCGACUUGACAAAGAACCUGUUUCCCCUGAGGAGAGAAAUGAAGUUCGAAGAAUGAUCAGGGAACUUGAUGAAGAGGAAAUACCUGAGCCAUGAGGUUUCAUAAUGUUGGCUAGAAAAAGGAAGUAUUGAGUUGACUUUUUUAAAAGAGGCAGAUUUUGCUGUGUAAAUGAGGAACUGUGAUUACACCUCCAUCUGAAAAAAAAURUUUAAAUCCAUCACAUCCUCAUUUAACAAUAAAUUUUUUGACUUUU